GACCGAGUGGACUUGGAGCAGUUCUGGGAGACGGCGCCCGAGGUCGCAUGGUGCCUCGAUCAGCUGUCGCCUUUGCCGCCCGAGGACAUCUUCGGCGUCGCGUCCGAGCACCCGCACGGGUGGUGCUACUUUCGGGAGCACACGGCGAAGGUGACGAGGAGUCUGCUGGACGCCCACCAGGGCCAAAACUCCGAUGCGAUUCCCAAGCAGAGGAGUACGCUGCCGGGGCUCAUUCAGGAGCGGCGUUUCUUCCUGCAGAAUGAGUUGCCCGAGUGGCUGGACAUGUCCGAGCCGCCGCGGCCUGACUUCCAUCACGACAGUGAUGAUGCCGCUUG
Molecule: messenger RNA, 335 nt
Organism: Symbiodinium sp. CCMP2592
Lineage: Eukaryota; Dinophyceae; Suessiales; Symbiodiniaceae
Source: the annotation of a GenBank genome assembly